CCUUUCCUUAUCCUUCACCUCCCUUCCCGUCGCCGCCAUGUCUCCUCCGUCGCCGAUCUCCUUCUCCAUUUUCCGAUCACUUCUCCUCCUCCUCCUCUCAUUCCUCUGUUCGCUCGCUUUAGCCGAGCAAAAGCCCUCUGUUCAACCCUUCGACGUCACCGGAGAGAUUGAGCGGAUUAACCCUAAGCUUCCCCCGAAGACCCUCUCGCUCACUUCCUCGAAGCGAUUCGAGGGUUCUUCGGAUCUCGUCCACCUCCGUUACCAUAUGGGUCCGGUCCUGUCGUCUUCUCCGAUCAACAUCUACCUCAUCUGGUACGGUCGGUGGUCUCGCCCUCACAAGGCCCUAAUCAGGGAUUUCCUCAACUCCAUCUCCGACGCCGCAGUUCCUGCCCCCUCCGUCGCCGAGUGGUGGCGCACCGCCUCGCUCUACACUGACCAGACUGGUGCCAACGUCUCCAAGUCCGUGCUCAUCGCCGGCGAGUACAACGACGCUAGAUACUCCCACGGUAUCCACCUCACGCGCCUCUCGAUCCAGCAGGUUAUCGCCUCCGCCGCGAAGUCGGCAUCCUUUCCCGUCGACCACCGGAACGGGAUGUACCUCGUCCUGACCUCGCACGACGUCACGAUGCAGGAAUUUUGCCGCGCCGUCUGCGGAUUCCACUACUUCACCUUCCCCUCCAUGGUUGGAUACACGAUGCCGUACGCUUGGGUGGGAAACUCUGGCAAGCAGUGUCCGGAGGUUUGCGCGUACCCGUUUGCCAUCCCCGGGUACAUGGGCCACGCCGGUCCUGGGGCGCUCCGACCGCCGAACGGCGAGAUGGGUGUCGAUGGUAUGGUGAGCGUGAUCGCUCACGAGCUCGCCGAGGUGGCGUCGAACCCGCUGGUGAACGCUUGGUACGCCGGAGAGGAUCCGACGGCACCGACGGAGAUCGGAGAUCUGUGCGAGGGGUUGUACGGAAGCGGCGGGGGAGGAGGGUAUAUUGGGCAGGUGAUGAGCGACAGAGGAGGGAAGACGUUUAAUAUGAAUGGAAAGGGAGGGAGGAGGUUUCUGGUGCAGUGGAUCUGGAACCCUAAUCUGAAAGCUUGCUCUGGUCCUAACCGCAUGGACUAGAGGAAGAAGACGAAGACGGUGAUGAUGGAAUAAUGGCUGCCGGAGACAUUUGGUGUUCAGGAUUAGGUUAUUAGUGUAACAUUAAUAGACUUUAUUUUUUGAAUAUAUUUCUUUGUUUCGAUAUAGUAUAUAUAUAUAUAUAUAUAUUGUUUGUGGCCUUAAUUACGCAUUUUAAUUUUCUAAAUUGGUAGUUUCUCGUUAUGUUUCGAAUUAAAGCUUAACUAA
Molecule: messenger RNA, 1336 nt
Organism: Tarenaya hassleriana
Lineage: Eukaryota; Viridiplantae; Streptophyta; Magnoliopsida; Brassicales; Cleomaceae
Product: protein EXORDIUM-like 5
Exons: 1
Coding region: 38-1111 (357 amino acids)
Source: RefSeq, a predicted model, not a curated record